Blepharisma stoltei is the source of this 2187-nucleotide messenger RNA. Lineage: Eukaryota; Ciliophora; Heterotrichea; Heterotrichida; Blepharismidae. The record is from the annotation of a GenBank genome assembly.
AUGGCACACCUUGCAAGGAAAACUAAAAUUGCCUGCACAUUAGGCAAGAGCUCGUCAAGUAAAGAGGUCUUAAUAGAGCUAUUACGAUCUGGAAUGGACAUAGCACGUAUCAGCGAUAGAUUCUUAACGAUUUCUAAGCAAGAAGUCCUUACAAACUUACGUGAAGCAAUGGAUGAAGCUGGAAUUCACGUAGGAAUCAUGGUAGGACUUAGAGAAAGUGACCUCAGGCUAGGCUACCAUAGCUCAAAUGAGCCUUUAAUCUUACAAAAAGAAGACACAGUCCAAAUAAUCACAACUCCAAUUGCAGGAAUUGAGGGCCAUGCUAUUCAAUGCAAUAAUAUGGAAUUCCCUAACUUGGUCAUCCCAGGAGACCAUUUAUUAAUAGAUUUUGGGAAAAUUGUAUACUAUUAAAUUCAAAUUUAAGAAAAUAUAAAAAAUAUUUUUAAAAUGAAAAAAUCAUUUAGAAUAGAAUAUUUACUGUUAUAGAAAUCAGAGACAUUGUAAAAACGCCUGAUCCUGCUGAUAUUUUAGAUCAUAGACUUAAUGGAUCUUCUGAUGAUCUUCACCAUCAUAUGAAAACUUCAGGGUCCAUGAAUGAGUUUCCUACCUACAAGACUGAAGGAAUGCAUAAGUCAGAUUCCUUCCAUUUAAAAAGAAUAAAAUGGUGACGUUGAUAGAAUUGGUCUCCAAGGCAGGCUCAUUAUGGAACAGAUCAGACCUAUCCUUAUAAAGCUGAAAACAGAGCCUCUGCUUCUUUUUGAAGCAGGCUUUCAGGUUUUAGGAAGUAUUGCCGAAAAGGGGAAGUUUGGUUUCUCCAUCAAAAGUUUUCACUAUCCCUGACAAGUGGGCUAGACAGAUUUUGCCUCUAUAGUCUUUGUCUAUAGGAAUAUUGGGGUACCCUACAGAGGGUAUCUAAUGGUCGCCCACUUUAAGUCCAAUCUUUUCCAUUCAAGACCUAAACGAACCAAGCCUAAAACAGCUAAACACAGAAGCCAAAAAGUCGUGAUUUGUAGAGUUGAACAAAACUGCACAUUUUUAGCUGACAAGCCUGUCCAUAUCAGACCUAUAGGAAAAAGAGAAGCCCCAGUAAGCUAUGCUAAUGAUAUUGAAGAUAUAAAAGACGCUACUUGGGCUAGUGAAAAUGACUUAGAUUUUCUAGUCUACAAACAGGUCAGAGACGAAAUCGAUUUAGCUGAUGUAUUUACAGUGCCUUUGCCUAAUAUAAAAAAAUAUAUUAUUUCACUAUAAAUUUACAUAAAAUUUAUCUAAAAUAAUUUUUUAUUUUUUUCAUAAUAAUAUGCUUUAUAUAGGAAUCCAAAAUAAAGAUUCAGCUGAUUUAAAAGAAAGUUUAAUAAGGUCUGCUGAUGGGAUUGUUAUUGGAAGAGGAAUGCUUGCAUUAGAAACAAGUUUAGCUGAGGUGUGUAGAAUGCAGAAAGAAAUAAUCAAGCUUUGUAAUGAGUUGGGAAAGCCUGUAGUGAUUUCUACACAAUUAUUAGAAAGCAUGGUCCAUAAGCAUACACCGUCAAGCAGCGAAGUCACUGAUAUCACAAAUGCUGUUUUAGAUGGCUGCGACGCAUUAUUAUUGACAGGAGAAACUGCCUAUGGAGAUAACCCAGUCGCUGCUUUGCAAGCGUGCUCAAGAAUUUGUCUUGAAGCUGAAAGGUUUUUAUCCUUAUAUCUCUAUAUAUGGCUUUUAUUAAUAAAAAAAUGGCUCAUUUUUAUUAAAAUAAGAAAAAUAUUUAUUUUUAAUUAUUUUUUAUAAAUAAAUUCAGCAUAGAUUAUCAGUCUCAAUGUGAAAGUAUAUUAAGUACUAUACGUGAAAAUAUUACUGUAGCUGAAAACAUUUGUUAUUGUGCAGUCAGAAGCAUUUUAACGCUCAAUGGAAAACUUAUAGUUUGCUUAACUCAGUCAGGCUACACUGCACAGCUAAUUUCUAGAUUUAUGCCGCCUUGUAUGAUAUUGGCCCUAACAGACUCCAUGAAAACUUUGCAUUCACUGAGAAUUGUAAGAGGGGUUUACCCAGUUUUUAUUAAAAAUUAUCAAGGACCAUUGAUAGGACAAGCAAUGGAAAUUAUUAAACAGACUGGACUGGGCAAGGUAGGAGAUGUAGUCGCUUAUUUGGGAAGCUUUGAAGACCAUUUUGAAGCGGGUGCUACAAGUUCGUUGAAAAUAAUCACGAUCGUUUAG